UAUUUAUGACAGCCCUGCGCCCAGUUUAAUUAAUAAGAAGAAGAAGAGAAAGAGUGAGAGUGAGAGGGAGAGGGGGAAGAAGGAGAAAGGGAGAAGGAAACAAAUACUGAGUCGUAAUCAUCAUCAUCAUAAGAAGAGCAGCCACUAUUGUCUUUUUUGAGAAAAAUGGUAACCAUUACAGCUUCUCACACUGUCCUUCCGAAUCAACCAACUCCACAGUGUCGUUUAUGGUUGUCCGAUAUGGACCAAGUGGUGCGUCAAAGUCACACACCGCUUCUCUACAUCUACAAAGCAAAACACGACCAUGAUUGCAUAGAGAGGAUGAAGGAAUCUCUUAGCAAGAUUCUAGUUCACUACUAUCCUAUAGCUGGUCGUUUGAGCUUCACUGAAAAUGGUCGAAUGGAAAUUGAUUGUAAGGCCAAAGGGGUCGUAUUGCUCGAAGCCGAAACAGCGAAAACAAUGGCUGAUUUUGGAGACUUUUCACCUUCUGGCUCCACCAAACAACUUAUUCCAACAAUUGAUUAUAAUCACCCUGUUGAGGAGGUUCCAUUGUUAGUGGUGCAGCUCACAAGAUUCAAUGGUGAUGAAGGCCUUGCUGUUGGGGUUGCUUGGCACCACACUUUGUCUGAUGGGAUUGGUUUCACUCGUUUCAUCUACUCAUGGGCGAAGAUAGCACGAGGGGACAAACUAGAGCCUCAUGAAUUGCCCUUUUUAGAUCGAACAUUACUCAAAUUCUCACAGCCCCCAUCAGCACCGCGCUUUGAACACAAAGAGUUAAAGCCUCUGCCACUUAAUUUAGGAAGCUCCGAUUGCAGUGUUGAAAGAAAUAAAAAGGUGACUUCAGAAUUAUUAAUACUUACACCACUACAAGUUGAGAAGCUGAAGAAGGAGGCCAAUGGUAAUGUCUUAGAAGGGUCAAGACCUUAUAGCAGAUAUGAAGUUAUUGGGGCGCAUAUAUGGAGAUGUGCAUCUAAGGCUCGUGAGCUCGAUCAAAACCAACCAACUGUGGUUAGAUUCAAUGUCGAAAAUCGCAGUAGAAUGGUUCCACCUCUACCUCCUAGCUAUUUUGGGAAUGCUUUGACACAGACAGCAGCAACAGGUUAUGUUGGGGAAAUCACAUCAAAGCCUUUGAGCCAUGUUGCACAGAAGAUAAGGGAAGCAGUUGAGGUGGUGAAUGAUGAGUACAUAAGGUCACAAAUUGAUGUUAUAAGAUGUCAGAAGCAUUUGGAUGAUGCAAGGGCUUUGUUUUUAGGUGUAGAACUAGAAGGUGCUGCCCCAUCUGGUGUGAAUCCUAAUUUUCAUUUUACAAGCUGGAUGAGCAUGUCAUUGUAUGAAGCUGAUUUUGGGAAGGGAAAACCUUUGUACUUUGGCCUAGGAUAUGUGUCCCCCAAUGACAGGGCAAUAAUUCUUCUGAGCCCAGAUGGGGAUGGCUCUCUUAUUGUGUUAAUGUUCUUCCAGACGGUACACAUACAACUUUUCAAGGAUUUCUUCUACGCGGAUAUAUCCACUUGUGAUGGAAUUACACGACCAUCUAGGCUAUGAAAGUUUCACACUCAAUAUCACCACAAUUGUCUUCAGCUUCUUGUGUGUAUGUUUUAUGUGUUCUGCAAUUUCUUGUGUUCAAUAAAUUUACAUAACCAUGUAGAAAAAACUAAGAUUGAGAUUGUGUGAUGUUAUUUAAUUUUACCA
This is a messenger RNA of Lotus japonicus, 1689 nucleotides long. Its product is annotated as hydroxycinnamoyl-CoA:piscidic acid hydroxycinnamoyltransferase-like. The transcript has 2 exons. Lineage: Eukaryota; Viridiplantae; Streptophyta; Magnoliopsida; Fabales; Fabaceae. Bases 166 to 1542 code for a protein of 458 amino acids. The record is from RefSeq and is a predicted model, not a curated record. Gene Ontology annotation, molecular function: acyltransferase activity, transferring groups other than amino-acyl groups.